This is a messenger RNA of Cadophora gregata, 2514 nucleotides long. RefSeq lists its product as uncharacterized. Lineage: Eukaryota; Fungi; Ascomycota; Leotiomycetes; Helotiales; Ploettnerulaceae. The record is from RefSeq and is a predicted model, not a curated record. Gene Ontology annotation, molecular function: transmembrane transporter activity. The coding region runs from base 355 to 1560 and encodes 401 amino acids. The transcript is spliced from 6 exons. Gene Ontology annotation, biological process: transmembrane transport.
ACAUUCCAUUGGCGCAUGGAGAUAGGGGAAUCACGUGUAUAGAAACGAGCGUUGUUGUUUUCCAUCGAACAGGCACCACCAAGAUCAGUCCCUUUUUCUUCAGACUGAAUAAGUUCUGAAAAGCAUCAUUGAAAGCUCUACUUCAUCAAUUUGAUGAUAUUAUGGAAGUCAUUGCCCAUGAGAAACAAUGGGCUAUCGAACCACUGCCAGAAAAGGCGACACUUGUUCCGUGUACAGAUUCCCAUACCAACUACAAUAGUCACCGCAAGGACACUGAUCAAGAUUAUCUCCACGGAGUACGACUGCUCCUCCUGACUGUUACUUUGAUGUUAGGGCAGUUCGUACUAGGGAUUGAUGCUACUAUCAUCACCGACAUUCGGGAAGGUCUACAUGUACUUCAACAUCAAGAUCACCUUUAUCAUCUCCGUCCUAAUCUUCGAACUCGGCUCCGUCGUCUGUGCCGUAGCAAAAAGUUCCGAAGCUUUCAUUGUUGGCAGAGCGCUCGCUGGAGUUGGUCAAGCUUCAAUGCUGGCUGGUGGAAUGAUAGUUAUUGGCUAUCGCAUUCCGCUCAAGAGGCGAGCGCUGUAUUUUGCGGUGCUUACGAGCAUGAAUGGGGUUGCGUCUGUUAUGGGGCCGCCCAUAGGUGGUGUCUUCACAGAUACUCCCAAACUCACUUGGAGGUUUUGUUUUUGGAUCAACUUGCCCCUAGGAGCUCUGUCUGUGAUUACGGGUCUUUUAUGCUUUGAAUCUCCUCCUGGACUACCACUCCAGAUGCCUCUUAAAAAGAAGUUAGCAAAAUUGGAUAUAGGAGGUGCUGUUCUGAUGAUAGGCGGUAUGACUUCUUUAUUUUUGGCUCUCCAGAAAGGAGGCGCCAUCUACCCCUGGUCUGACAGCAGAGUAUGGGGAUGUUUGCUGGGCUUUGUUUUGAUCAUCGGAGUAUUCAUCGCUUUGGAAGUCUGGCUGGGCGAUGAUGCAUCAAUCCCGCCGCAUGUGAUUUCUCAGCGAACCAUUUUCUCCAGCGGCAUUUUCGCUGGCUUGGUUUCGAUUGGUCUCAACACCCACACUUACUUCCUUCCGUUUUAUUUUCAGGGUGCCAAAGGCUUAAGUGCUGAAGCUUCUGGGCUCCGGCUGGUACCUUACCUAGGCUCGAUCAUGGUAUCCUCUCUUGGGGUUGGCCUGAUUCUUAUGCUGGUUGGUUUCCCGGUUCCUCUGAUGUGGCUUGGAGUGAUACUGUUUUCCAUCGGGUCCGGUCUAUUGACCACGUUACGGGUUGAUAGCCCUGCCAGUCAUUGGAUUGGUUUUCAACUAUUGACAGGAUUCGGUUUUGGUUCGACGGUCAAUCUAGCUGCAGUCGUGAUCCAAGCCGCUCUACCAGCUGAAGAUCUGCCCAUCGGCAACUCACUGUUCCUGUUCCAUAAUUUUCUGGGCGGAGCCUUGGGGGUGAGUAUUGCUCAGGUUAUAUAUUCGAAUGUUUUGAAGAAGACACUGAGAACAUUGCUCCCGGAGCUUGAAGUUUCUACUGUGAUAUCAGCUGGUGCUACAAAUAUCCGGUCCGUGUAAGUCAAAACUUUUGCCCCCUUUGUCCUUCGGGAAUGUACAUAGCCUGCCAGAGCUCUUCAAAAGAUGAGAGGUUACCAUACGCUCUAGUGCUAAUAUUACCAAGUGUGUCGACGGAUAUGGUACCACUUGUGAGAGAAGCAUACUGUAAUGCUGUGUCCAAAACUUUCUUGCUCCCAGUUGCGGGAGCUUGUCUUGCAUUCCUCUUCACACUCGGAAUCAAAUGGAAGAAUAUCACGAAAUAGGGCUUUCAGUGUCAUACUGCAGACGCAGAAACCAAUUAAUGAGCGGGUGAUGUCCAGUCAUGCCCAGAUUGUUGACAUGGACGAAGUCCUAGAUUAGUACGAAAACUUGGGAGUCUUCUCUGAGGCAGUAGCGUCAUGAUAGUCGUAGCUAUUCUUUAGAUCGGGGAUGGAUGCCCGUUUGAUCAGAACCAUCUCAAGAUCUAGAAGUCCCGCAGUCGUGUUUCCGAUGUCCAGAACUCUAUCACUAGUUUCCAGAUCAGCUUAAAUACUGGAGCCAGGAGUCGAUGCCAUGGUAGCCUUCGAAAUAUCUCUUCCUGCAUCAUUCUGUCCACUUUAUCGUUACAAUCUUUUUCUCACGCUCUAUCCAAUGCGGUGUUGGGCUUCAGCUUUCAAUCUUGCCAACAAUUGGUGACGGGAUGCACAGUCCAACAAUCUGGAACCGGACCCUUCCGAAUCUCUAUCAAAGCGCAGAUUCCAUAUCGAUUUUGUUGCAUGUCGCGAAAUCCCAGCAAACGAAACGGUGGCGUUUUUUAGACCUAUACAGGGCUUCAGAUGUCCGAGGUUUCCAACAAUUGGCGAGACACCGUCCCAAAAACACGGAACUCAAAUCCUUGCAUGUGAAAUGCAGAACGGACAAGACAUUGGGUAUCUAAUUGCUUAGUGUUGAGACUUUGAGGGACACUCACAGUGGGAGGUGAGAAUGGGAAGCAAG